AUGGCGGCAGGGUCCACUACGCUGCCCGCAGUGGAGAAGCUGCAGGUGCGUCUGGCCACUAAGACGGACCCGAAAAAGCUAGAGAAAUAUUUGCAGAAACUCUCCGCCUUGCCCAUGACGGCAGACAUCCUGGCGGAGACUGGAAUCAGAAAGACGGUGAAGCGCCUGCGGAAGCACCAGCACGUGGGCGACUUUGCCAGAGACUUGGCGGCCCGGUGGAAGAAGCUGGUGCUCGUGGACCGAAACCCCGGGCCUGACCCACAGGACCCUGAGGAGAGCGCUUCCCGACAGCGCUUCGGGGAGGCUCUUCAGGACCGGGGAAAGGCCUGGGGCUUCCCAGAAAACGCGACGGCCCCCAGGAGCCCAUCUCACAGCCCUGAGCACAGACGGACAGCACGCACAACACCUCCGGGGCAACAGAGACCUCACCCGAGGUCGCCCAGUCGCGAGCCCAGAGCCGAGAGAAAGCGCCCCAGAAUGGCCCCAGCUGAUUCCGGCCCCCAUCGGGACCCUCCAACGCGCACCGCUCCCCUCCCGAUGCCCGAGGGCCCUGAGCCCGCUGUGCCCGGGGAGCAACCCGGGAGAGGCCACGCUCACGCCGCUCAGGGUGGGCCUCUGCUGGGUCAAGGCUGCCAGGGCCAACCCCAGGGGGAAGCGGUGGGGAGCCACAGCAAGGGGCACAAAUCGUCCCGAGGGGCUUCGGCUCAGAAAUCGCCUCCUGUCCAGGAAAGCCAGUCAGAGAGGCUGCAGGCGGCCGGCGCCGAUUCCGCCGGGCCGAAAACGGUGCCCAGCCAUGUCUUCUCAGAGCUCUGGGACCCCUCAGAGGCCUGGAUGCAGGCCAACUACGAUCUGCUGUCCGCUUUUGAGGCCAUGACCUCCCAGGCAAACCCAGAAGCACUCUCCGCGCCAACGCUCCAGGAGGAAGCUGCUUUCCCUGGACGCAGAGUGAACGCUAAGAUGCCGGUGUACUCGGGCUCCAGGCCUGCCUGCCAGCUCCAGGUGCCGACGCUGCGCCAGCAGUGCCUCCGGGUGCCUAGGAACAAUCCGGACGCCCUCGGCGACGUGGAAGGGGUCCCCUACUCGGUUCUUGAACCCGUUCUGGAAGGGUGGACGCCCGAUCAGCUCUACCGCACAGAGAAAGACAAUCCCGCACUCGCUCGAGAGACAGAUGAAUUAUGGAGGAUUCAUUGUCUCCGGGACUUCAAGGAAGAAAAGCCACAGGAGCACGAGUCUUGGCGGGAGCUGUACCUGCGGCUUCGGGACGCCCGAGAGCAGCGGCUGCGAGUAGUGACCACGAAAAUCCGAUCCGCACGUGAAAACAAACCCAGCGGCCGACAGACAAAGAUGAUCUGUUUCAACUCUGUGGCCAAGACGCCUUAUGAUGCUUCCAGGAGGCAAGAGGAGUCUGCAGGAGCCGCUGACCCCCGAAAUGGAGACAUCGAGCCAGCCCCCAAGCCCGCAGGAAGCAGCCAGGCUCCCUCCGGCCUCGGGGACGGCGACGGCGGCAGCAUUAGCGGCGGCAGCAGCAAUCAGCACGCGGCGCCCGCGGACAAAACCCGAAAACAGGCUGCCAAGAAAGUGGCCCCGCUGAUGGCCAAGAGCGUUUUCAGAAAGUUAGCCAAAGCUGGAGCGAAGAAGGUCCCCACCAGAGAGUUCUUCUCCACCACGACAGUGUUCCUGAUCAUGCCUUUCUUCGAACAAGGGCAGCUGGGCAAGACUUGCCAUGGGAAACCCUCUGGCGAGAUGGCGGCAGGGUCCACUACGCUGCCCGCAGUGGAGAAGCUGCAGGUGCGUCUGGCCACUAAGACGGACCCGAAAAAGCUAGAGAAAUAUUUGCAGAAACUCUCCGCCUUGCCCAUGACGGCAGACAUCCUGGCGGAGACUGGAAUCAGAAAGACGGUGAAGCGCCUGCGGAAGCACCAGCACGUGGGCGACUUUGCCAGAGACUUGGCGGCCCGGUGGAAGAAGCUGGUGCUCGUGGACCGAAACCCCGGGCCUGACCCACAGGACCCUGAGGAGAGCGCUUCCCGACAGCGCUUCGGGGAGGCUCUUCAGGACCGGGGAAAGGCCUGGGGCUUCCCAGAAAACGCGACGGCCCCCAGGAGCCCAUCUCACAGCCCUGAGCACAGACGGACAGCACGCACAACACCUCCGGGGCAACAGAGACCUCACCCGAGGUCGCCCAGUCGCGAGCCCAGAGCCGAGAGAAAGCGCCCCAGAAUGGCCCCAGCUGAUUCCGGCCCCCAUCGGGACCCUCCAACGCGCACCGCUCCCCUCCCGAUGCCCGAGGGCCCUGAGCCCGCUGUGCCCGGGGAGCAACCCGGGAGAGGCCACGCUCACGCCGCUCAGGGUGGGCCUCUGCUGGGUCAAGGCUGCCAGGGCCAACCCCAGGGGGAAGCGGUGGGGAGCCACAGCAAGGGGCACAAAUCGUCCCGAGGGGCUUCGGCUCAGAAAUCGCCUCCUGUCCAGGAAAGCCAGUCAGAGAGGCUGCAGGCGGCCGGCGCCGAUUCCGCCGGGCCGAAAACGGUGCCCAGCCAUGUCUUCUCAGAGCUCUGGGACCCCUCAGAGGCCUGGAUGCAGGCCAACUACGAUCUGCUGUCCGCUUUUGAGGCCAUGACCUCCCAGGCAAACCCAGAAGCACUCUCCGCGCCAACGCUCCAGGAGGAAGCUGCUUUCCCUGGACGCAGAGUGAACGCUAAGAUGCCGGUGUACUCGGGCUCCAGGCCUGCCUGCCAGCUCCAGGUGCCGACGCUGCGCCAGCAGUGCCUCCGGGUGCCUAGGAACAAUCCGGACGCCCUCGGCGACGUGGAAGGGGUCCCCUACUCGGUUCUUGAACCCGUUCUGGAAGGGUGGACGCCCGAUCAGCUCUACCGCACAGAGAAAGACAAUCCCGCACUCGCUCGAGAGACAGAUGAAUUAUGGAGGAUUCAUUGUCUCCGGGACUUCAAGGAAGAAAAGCCACAGGAGCACGAGUCUUGGCGGGAGCUGUACCUGCGGCUUCGGGACGCCCGAGAGCAGCGGCUGCGAGUAGUGACCACGAAAAUCCGAUCCGCACGUGAAAACAAACCCAGCGGCCGACAGACAAAGAUGAUCUGUUUCAACUCUGUGGCCAAGACGCCUUAUGAUGCUUCCAGGAGGCAAGAGGAGUCUGCAGGAGCCGCUGACCCCCGAAAUGGAGACAUCGAGCCAGCCCCCAAGCCCGCAGGAAGCAGCCAGGCUCCCUCCGGCCUCGGGGACGGCGACGGCGGCAGCAUUAGCGGCGGCAGCAGCAAUCAGCACGCGGCGCCCGCGGACAAAACCCGAAAACAGGCUGCCAAGAAAGUGGCCCCGCUGAUGGCCAAGGCAAUUCGAGACUACAAGGGAAGAUUCUCCCGACGAUAA
Messenger RNA from Pan troglodytes (chimpanzee), 3381 nucleotides. RefSeq lists its product as uncharacterized. Gene Ontology annotation, cellular component: elongin complex; nucleus. Gene Ontology annotation, biological process: transcription elongation by RNA polymerase II. The coding region runs from base 1 to 3381 and encodes 1126 amino acids. The record is from RefSeq and is a predicted model, not a curated record. NCBI's taxonomy places the organism in Eukaryota, Metazoa, Chordata, Mammalia, Primates, Hominidae. The transcript is spliced from 3 exons.